Messenger RNA from Miniopterus natalensis, 2657 nucleotides. RefSeq names its product trafficking protein particle complex subunit 13 (gene TRAPPC13). Gene Ontology annotation, cellular component: TRAPPIII protein complex. NCBI's taxonomy places the organism in Eukaryota, Metazoa, Chordata, Mammalia, Chiroptera, Miniopteridae. The record is from RefSeq and is a predicted model, not a curated record.
GACGCCGCGAGGCCGCAGUUCCGGAGGCCUUGUAUUGUCCGACGAGCGUCGUAGGGCAUUCGCGACGUGUAAUUGCGGCUGGAAAGCAGAGUUUUUAUGUGUAGGUCUCUAAGAGGCCAGAGGGGCCUUGGUAAGAGGAAGCCUUUGGGUCCUUAAAGGACGUGGUAAGAGGAGGAUUUAAGACACCACCGGAAGGGAGUAACUGUCGGGAGUGUGUGUGACGCCCAGUCUUCCCGGAAGCGCGCUUUUCUGUUGUCUUCCGAGUUGGAUUGAACCUCCUCAGUCCCCGUAGGCUUUGGGUCGAAAGUGCGGGUCAAGAUGGAAGUGAAUCCUCCCAAACAGGAGCACCUGCUGGCCCUGAAAGUGAUGCGGUUGACUAAGCCUACUUUAUUCACCAAUAUUCCAGUAACAUGUGAAGAGAAAGACUUACCUGGAGAUCUCUUUAACCAACUCAUGAGAGAUGAUCCUUCAACUGUAAAUGGUGCAGAAAUUUUAAUGUUGGGAGAAAUGUUGACUUUACCACAGAAUUUCGGGAACAUAUUUUUGGGAGAGACGUUUUCCAGUUAUAUCAGCGUUCAUAAUGAUAGCAAUCAAGUUGUAAAAGAUAUAUUGGUAAAAGCUGAUCUUCAGACAAGCUCUCAGCGUUUAAAUCUUUCAGCCUCCAAUGCUGCAGUGGCUGAACUUAAACCCGAUUGUUGUAUUGAUGAUGUCAUACACCAUGAAGUAAAGGAAAUUGGAACACACAUCUUGGUGUGUGCAGUGAGUUAUACAACUCAGGGCGGAGAAAAAAUGUAUUUUAGAAAAUUCUUCAAAUUUCAGGUUCUCAAACCACUGGAUGUGAAAACCAAAUUUUACAAUGCAGAGAGUGACCUCAGUUCUGUGACUGAUGAAGUAUUUCUCGAAGCCCAAAUUCAGAAUAUUACAACCUCACCCAUGUUUAUGGAGAAAGUUUCAUUGGAGCCGUCUAUAAUGUACAAUGUAGCAGAAUUAAAUUCAGUCAACCAAGCUGGAGAAUGUGUAACUACAUUUGGGUCAAGAACGUAUUUGCAGCCAAUGGAUACACGCCAGUACUUGUACUGCCUAAAACCCAAAAAGGAGUUUGCAGAAAAAGCAGGCAUCAUUAAGGGAGUAACAGUAAUCGGAAAAUUGGAUAUAGUGUGGAAAACAAAUCUAGGUGAGAGGGGAAGGUUACAGACCAGCCAACUUCAAAGAAUGGCUCCAGGUUAUGGAGAUGUUAGGUUAUCUUUGGAGGCAAUCCCAGAUACCGUAAUCCUAGAAGAACCUUUUCAUAUUACCUGCAAAAUAACAAACUGCAGCAGUGAAAGGACUAUGGACCUAGUUUUGGAAAUGUGCAAUACCAAUUCUAUCCACUGGUGCGGCAUCUCAGGAAGACAGCUUGGAAAGCUACACCCCAGCUCCUCUCUCUGCCUUGCCCUUACUCUCCUGUCUUCAGUACAGGGACUGCAAAGCGUCUCCGGCUUAAGACUAACGGACACAUUUCUAAAGAGAACAUAUGAAUAUGAUGACGUCGCACAGGUCUGUGUGGUGUCUGCGGCCACCAAAGUGGGCAGCUGAAGAAAUCUCCGUCUCCUGCUUUUCAUUGUGUUUCACAGCACUUCCUGUAUUGUCACCUUUGUAAAAUGAUCACGUCAACAGUAAAAAAUAUAUGUUAUUUAAAUUUCUUUCCUGUAAAACAGUUAAAAUAUUAAAUAUUUGUUUUGAAAAGGCCGUCUACUGGUUUUAUCUUGUGAGUUAUAUUCUAAAGGAACAUUUGCAUACUUUCUACACAUAUCCUAUGUGUUUCAUUUAGAUGACCAUUGGACUUUGUUCUCUAAAAGCUCUAUAUCUGAGGCUCUUUGUCCCCAGCAAGUAUCUAGACUGGGGGUCAGCAAAAUUUUUAUGUAAAGGGCGAGGUACAAAAUAUUUUAGGCUUUGCAGGCCAUGUGUUUUCUAUUGAAAAUACUCCUCUCUGCUGCUAUAAUGUGAGAGCAGCUAGUGGGCAAAAAGAGCACAGUGGUGUUUACAAAAUCAAGCAGCUGGCCGGCAGGCUAUAGUUUGCUGACCUUAAUCUAGAAGAUACAGCUGUUUCUUAAAACUUCAGAAUUUUUAUACUAUGUUAUUUAAAAAUAUUUCCGUUAACUCCAGUUUUUUCCCUAGCUGCUCAGUCAACAGAAUAAGCUGUUUAAAGCAACUGGGAUGGUACUCUAGUAACCUUGUAUAUGCUAACAGUAUGAAUUUUUUUAGUUGUUUUCAGAAUUAUUGUAUUGGUGUGUAUCUGUGUGUAUACAUGCAAAUCUACACGUCGAGUUUCAGUUACUAACAGCAGAUCAUAAUUGGUUUUAUUUCUCAGACUGUUGAUUACUCUGUUAACAUUUAACUAGGAAGCCUGAUGCUUUUCUAAGUCCAAAAGUCCGGUUUUUUUCCUCAUUAAAAAAAAAAACCACUUAUUUUAAUAGGCAUAUUUAAAGGAUUUCCAGCUUCUGAUAAUUUGAUUUUGAACUCUAAACCAUGUAUUAAUAUUAUAAAACUUUCUAUUUCUACAUGUAAUUACACUAAUUUACUUAUGCCCUGAACAAAACAGUGAAAAAGUUAAGAUUGUAAACAACUUUGAAACAUGAACAUAAUAAAUGUUUCAAUGUUUUGUCAGAAAAUAAAAA